Molecule: messenger RNA, 657 nt
Organism: Cladocopium goreaui
Lineage: Eukaryota; Dinophyceae; Suessiales; Symbiodiniaceae
Source: the annotation of a GenBank genome assembly
CAAGCAAUCUUUUGGUUCGAUCUGUUUAUUGAAACCGCCCCCAAACCUUGAAACCGCGAACACCCGUCGCUGCCAUGGUUCGAAAGGCAAAUUUGAUCUUUGUUUCCAUGGUGCUGGCCAGUGUGAUUCUUCCUCAAGCUUUAGUGGUGGCCCGUGACAAUCCCAUGCCUGGUGGAUGGACGCAUAGCCGAUCGCCCACCCCUGAAGACUUAGCCGUGUGGGACAAGGUCAUCACCAAGGUGAACAGCGAUUUGGUCAGCAUGGGGCAACCAGUGGAAGUUUCUACCCAAGUGGUUUCAGGGAUCAAGUACAACUUUAUCUUCAGCAAUGGUGACCAGGUGAGUGUCUACUCAGUGCCAUGGGAACAGAAGUUGGAAGUCUCUGAGGUGAAGAAGAGCACGAAGUAGGCCACGUGGCAAGGUGGAUGAGCCAGACCACAUCCCAAAUGACCUGCUAUGGCAGUUGUACAGUUGACUUGGGCUCAGCAUGGCUGGUACAGUAUCUUUUGGCGUUCGCGACAGGGUCGAGAUGACCAGACGAAGUGCCCGCCUUUCAAGUGGAAGGUUGGUGUAGUUCGACACGCACUUGCAGAAAGGUCAAUAUUCAGUGAAGGGCAAGUUGUCUGACUAUGUGUCUGUCAGCAUCGUUGCAUUGUUG